AUGGUACGAGAAGGGCAACCUCAAGAUAGAGAGAAAGCAGUAUGGUGGUCCCAAGUAAGAUUCUGGUCUGCUGCUGUGAUUUCCAUAGCACUCCUCAGUGCUUGUUUCAUUGUGAGCUGUGUGGUGACUUAUCAUCUUACAUAUGGCAAAACUGGCCAAAGGCUGUCUGAACUACACACACGCCACUCAGGUUUAACCUGCUUCAGGGAAGGGACAAGCAUGAGAGGGAAUGUCUGGGCAUGUUGCCCAUGUGCUUGGAAGUCAUUUGGUUCCAGCUGCUACUUCAUUUCUACUAAACAGAAUUUUUGGUCAAAGAGUGAACAGAACUGUGUUGCAAUGGGUGCUCACUUGGUGGUGAUCAACACAGAAGCAGAGCAGAAUUUCCUUGUCCAGCAACUGAAUGAAUCGUUGUCUUAUUUUCUGGGACUCUCAGAUACACAAGGGAAUGACAAUUGGCAAUGGAUUGAUCAGACACCUUACAAGGAAAAUGUCAGAGUAUGGCACCAGAAUGAGCCCAAUUUUUCUGCAGAGGAAUGUGCUUCAAUAGUUUUCUGGGAAAACAGAGGAUGGGCCUGGAGUGAUGUUUUCUGUGAUACUAAGAGAAACUCAGUAUGUGAGAUGAAGAAGAUUUAG
This is a messenger RNA of Puma concolor (puma), 633 nucleotides long. It is a transcript of the gene CLEC6A, whose product is annotated as C-type lectin domain containing 6A. NCBI's taxonomy places the organism in Eukaryota, Metazoa, Chordata, Mammalia, Carnivora, Felidae. The record is from RefSeq and is a predicted model, not a curated record.